CUCGCAGCCGUCGCCCAGUAGAGUUUCCCAGCUCGCGGACCAAGCACAACAACACCGAAAAAAACAGACAGUGUGAGGAAAAUAUACGAAGACCAGUGCUUUUUUCAAACAAGUGUCAAACGUUAUCGUGGUGGAUUUUUUUUAAUGCUUUAACUAGUCGCCGACAGAGCGCGAGAGAGUGGAACGAGAGCGAGUCAGCCAGCCUAGCGAGGGAUAAGGAAGAAAGAGGGAAAAUAAUUGCUGGUAUAUUUUGGUCCUCGCCAACCGUUACUUUGGAUAUCAAGAAGAUCAGAGGUUGUGUAGUCAUGGGAUGUACACUGAGCGCCGAGGAGAGAGCGGCUUUGGACAGGAGCAAGGCUAUCGAGAAAAACCUAAAAGAAGAUGGAGUCACUGCCGCGAAAGACGUAAAACUACUCCUGCUUGGGGCUGGGGAGUCAGGAAAAAGUACCAUCGUGAAACAGAUGAAGAUUAUCCAUGAGGAUGGCUUCUCUGGAGAUGAUGUGAAGCAGUACAAGCCUGUGGUCUACAGCAACACAAUCCAGUCUCUGGCUGCCAUCGUCCGUGCCAUGGACACCCUGGGCCUGGAGUACGGAGACAAGGAGAGAAAAGCUGAUGCUAAGCUGGUGUGUGACGUGGUGAGUCGUAUGGAGGACACUGAGCCCUACUCUCCUGAGCUCCUGGGGGCUAUGAUCCGCCUGUGGUCUGACUCCGGCAUCCAGGAGUGCUUCAGCCGUGCCCGAGAAUACCAGCUCAAUGACUCUGCCCAAUACUACCUAGACAGUUUAGACCGGAUCGGUGCACCUGACUACCAGCCCACAGAGCAGGACAUCCUCAGAACCCGAGUCAAGACCACUGGCAUUGUAGAAACUCACUUCGUCUUCAAGAACCUGCACUUCAGGCUGUUUGAUGUGGGAGGUCAGAGGUCGGAGAGGAAGAAAUGGAUCCACUGCUUUGAGGACGUGACAGCCAUUAUCUUCUGUGUGGCACUGAGUGGGUACGACCAGGUGCUGCAUGAAGACGAAACCACGAACCGCAUGCAUGAGUCUAUGAAGCUGUUCGACAGCAUCUGUAACAACAAAUGGUUCACAGACACCUCCAUCAUUCUAUUUCUCAACAAGAAGGACAUAUUCGAGCAGAAAAUUAAGAAAUCUCCCCUUAGUAUCUGCUUCCCGGAGUACACAGGCACGGACACCUUCAUGGAGGCGGUGGGCCACAUACAGUCUCAGUACGAGAGCAGGAACAAGUCCCUCCAAAAGGAAGUGUAUGCCCACAUCACCUGUGCCACCGACACCAACAACAUCCAGUUUGUGUUUGACGCUGUCACCGAUGUCAUCAUCGCCAACAACCUGCGUGGUUGUGGCCUGUAUUAACCCAGAGGAUAGGCCCAGUGUGUCCCUGGAUAGACCCUUUUCCUCCACUUUUCCCUCAGUCUUUUAUGGUUUUAGAUUUAUUUAUAUAAUAAAACAUUUUAAUUCAGUUGUAGAAAGAGAGAUAGCUGUAUUUUAGGCCUCCGGCGUUGCACAUCACAAGGAGAGGUGAAGACAGGAAAAAGAGAGGACUCUUGAAUGGAACAAUUAGUUUAGUUUGAUAAAGAAUAUACAUUUUGACAAUUUGAUACAAAAGUCAUUUUAGUGGUAGAUUAUUUCUGUAUGUUUGGCAAUAUGCUGCAUUGUUUUACUAAAACACUUACACAAUGUUACACAACAGUAAUGAUUGCCUAACUGGAAUUGGGUCACCACCAUAAACAAUAAUAUACAGUUUACACGGAUAACUGCUCAUCUUUACCAACAAAGUAUCUCUUUUGCUUAUUGAGUAGUAGUCAUCUGAUAUGAGAGGAAUUUGUGCCUGGACAGUUUUGUGAAACACUUUGAAGUGGGAAUUGGAGUUGAAGAGUUGGAGAUGUGUUUGUGGCUAGUGGAAGAUGUUACCGUGUAAAUAAUGUGAAUUUCAGGAUUUUUUGGGGUUUAAAUAUUAUUUGUUGUUCCGCUUAUAUGUCAUGUGGGUUCUAAGAUUUUUGUAUUGGAUGGCUUUUUUUGGCUAUUGUCUAAUAUUUGUACGAUUCAAUGAUUCGGUGUGAAAUGUGUAAGAUUUGAAAGUACAGCCAAAGAUGUUUUGAGCUCUUUACACUGCAGUGGUCUCACUGAAGGGUACAUUUACCCAAACCGUACAGUGUAUUUGCGUAACUAAUUGUAGCCCAUUUAUAAUGGAAAUUGGUAGCAGUGGUAAUCUUCAUAAAAGUCACUGCCUGUUGAGUUAGAGCUGUAGAAAUAUUCACCCGUCAUAUUUAGUUCAGAUUUUCUUGUUGAGGUUUAGGUGCCUCAGCAGUCUCAAUCAAGCACUGGGAGUUGUUUGACUUACAUUGAUGGUGAUUGGCCUGGCCUAAUUUGCCUUACCGGUGCCAAUGCUAUAUUCUUAAUGGGAGCGUCAAUAGGAUAAGCAGUAGGUAUUUAAUGUGUGUGUGUGAGGUCAAAUAAGUUAGUAUCUGUUUGUAGUAUACUGUAAGAGAGAGCGUGUGUAGGAUGAGGUUAUCCAGGAAACAGCUGUUCCAUUCCUCAUUACACAGAACCUCAGGGAGGACACCAAAUGUCACAACACCCUCCCUGUCGUUUGCCAGAUAAUGCCAAACCACUCCAAGAAGGGGGAAAACCUGUUGGUUUCUUGCCAAAUAAAACCCUGCUCCCUGAGGUUUGAUUCCGUCCUCCUCUUUUAGCUGUGCUCUUGUCAUGGCUGUAGAAGCUCUCUUCGAAAUCACUAAUUUGUCACACCCAUGCAGGUGCUGGGUGAGUGGGGGUAGGGCAGAUGUUUCCAUGACGAUCAUUCUCAGCACCACGCCUGCCUUAGCUGGCAGGUGCAGCCUCUUGUGUGUCAGGUGACUCUGACAGCCACUGCGUUGAUUCUCUGGGCUCUGUGAAAGAUUUGUUGACUGUACUGCAGUACACUACAACACCAUUGCAGUAAGUUACUGUGUUGCUUCGGAAGGUGCGCAGCAGGAAGCAAAGGCUGUGCCGGCUCCCCAACAGGACAUGGUCUCUGAGUUCUCAUGGGCAGAAGAAAUCUCAUUCUGUGCCAAAUCUGUUGAGACAGUGUUGGUGUGCCACAUUUUAUGAUGAAUAAAAAGCUUGUCCUUGCUGCAGUGUCGGCAGGCAGAGUCACAGCUGGAGUUUUCUAUACCAGAGGCUAAACUAAGAUGGAAGCCAUCAGAAGUCUAGCAGGGCAUGUGUGUGUGUCCCAGAGCACCCACCCAGAUGGUCUCUGCUCAUCGUAUAGCUUGGCCUUAUACCUGACUGAUGGCCUAUAAAGCCUGUGUCCUUGGUCCAGGGAAUGAAGGGUAAUAAGAUCAGGGAAUGGCAGGCAGAGAGAACGCUGGGUAAUAGAGUUUAUGUGCACAGCAGUGAGGCUGAUGGAGUUUUAGGGCCAAGGUAAAGAGACAGAUUGGUAAGUGUGUCUGCUGGAGAGAAACGGAUGGGAGGUACAAUAUGUGGCCCAGAGAGAGAGAGAGAGAGAGAGAGAGAAUACACAGUAGUGUGGUCCUCUGAUGUAAUAGAGAUUAGUUUACCACGUCUGCACUUUGCCUUGGUGGAGAUGGUUCACGUGAUGUACAGGAGCUGUAAUACAGUUGAUUAGCUGUCAGGCUCUCCCAGUACCCAGUGUGUCAGUCCCAGGCAAGCGCACACACAUACAAAACACAUACACACUCACCAAGGUACUUCCAAUCACAGCAGGCAAAACAUACCAAUAUUUCAACUGCAGCCAUAAAUAAUAAAACAAUCGGCACAACAAUAUAACUUUUGAAAAGGAGAAUUCUUUCCCUGAAUGCAUUUCACCCUGUGUUACACAAAGACUGCCUCUGCAUCAGCAUGGGAGGAAUACAUUGGAGACUAUUCUCUGGAGCUUACCACAACCCCUAUGAGGAAAUUAAAUUGUUGUUCAUUUGAAAAUGCAGUGUCCGUCCAAACCGUACCAAGCCACCAACCCACAAGCAGCACUAGGAUGCUGACAGUACAGUACGUCAUGGUAUGAUUUAGUGCCUGUUCUCUAGUAGGUGUUGUUUGUGUCUCACUGAUGUAAUUAUUGUUUGCUCAUUCGUCUCUUUCACUGUUAUGAUUAUUUAUUGAAGGGUGUAUUUAUAUCAAGGAAAUAAUAAAGCACCUCA
This is a messenger RNA of Salvelinus namaycush (lake trout), 4153 nucleotides long. RefSeq names its product guanine nucleotide-binding protein G(o) subunit alpha. Gene Ontology annotation, molecular function: corticotropin-releasing hormone receptor 1 binding; G-protein beta/gamma-subunit complex binding; GTPase activity. Lineage: Eukaryota; Metazoa; Chordata; Actinopteri; Salmoniformes; Salmonidae. Gene Ontology annotation, cellular component: heterotrimeric G-protein complex. Gene Ontology annotation, biological process: G protein-coupled dopamine receptor signaling pathway; adenylate cyclase-modulating G protein-coupled receptor signaling pathway. The record is from RefSeq and is a predicted model, not a curated record. The transcript is spliced from 8 exons. The coding region runs from base 306 to 1370 and encodes 354 amino acids.